AGCCAUGAGCAACGCUGGCCGCAGAGUCAAGCUCGAUCUUUUCGCGGAACCCUCUGGAGAUUUGGGUGGCUCCACAGUACAUGAUGAAGUUGGAGCAGAUGUGGAUUCAAAACAUAGUGCUGGGUUACCCAAGUCACCAUCAUCUUCAGGUGGGUUCCAUCAGUUUUCUUCAAAAGGACUAUGUAGAGAGGACAUUUGUGCUCAACAUUAUGUUGGUGGAAAUAUGGAACUAUAUUUACAAGACAUGUUUUGUUGUUUGCCCCAAGAAUUUGUUUUCCGACUGUAGGGUGGCUGUGGUCUUGAGAACCUUCAUUGUCUGAUCAGGCUGGGCCCUGCCACAGUGAAAUUAUGAAUCACUUCCAAUCGUUAUGUCCUUUUUGGCAGCAUCAAAGCUUUUUGGAGAUUUCAACAGGGAUAUUUAAUUAUCGGUCUGCAACCAGAAAAUCCUCUUCUCUUACUUGGCCAAUAUAGUGAUGAUGAACUGGAGGAGGACUCAAAUGAGAGACCUAAUAAUGGUGCCAUGGAAAAUUCCUCACCCGCAAAUGAUGAAAAUGUUAUGGGCCCCCCUGGUGAAGGUAGUCAACAUGUAGAUGUCAAUGUUGGAGAUGACCAUGCUACUUCUAAGGUCAAAGAACGGAAAGUAGAGAAACAUUCUGCUUCACCUGAUGUUAACCAGAAUCAUGAGGGUGGUGAUAAGGAAGAAACUGAUGCUACAACAUCAUGUGAUUUUCACAAAGAUUUGGAUUUCACAGAGCAAGCUGGAACAUCUUAUACACAUCCCCUUGGAGAUGUUAGUUCAGGUUGGCAGAUUGUGAUGCACGAAGAAAGUAACCAAUAUUAUUACUGGAACACUGAAACUGGAGAAACUUCGUGGGACAUUCCAGAAGUAUUGUCUCAGGUAACUGAAAUGGCCAGUGAACAGAAAACUCCUGCAGUUUCUGCAGGAAUGGAAAAAGCUUCUGUUGAUACAAAAAAUUCCAACUUGACUUUGAGUGUAAAAUUAGACAGUUCAGCAGCAAAAACAACGGAGGGGACUUCUAAUUUGAUGUAUGGACAUGAGUACCAACCCCCUCAGUGGAAUGCAGAAAAAACUGAAGUGGGUAAUGAUGUCAUCAAUUCCGGUGCUUCUGCCUUCGAUCCUCUUUCAGGGGAUGGGAGUUCAACAACAGCUGGUUCUGAGAAAUUUAUGAGUGAUACUCUAGGUUGUGAAGAAGAGACCGACCUUUCGUUGAACCUUGUGAAAUAUUGUGAGUUUUUGUUAGAGAGAUUGAAGUCUUUGAAAGGGUCGAAGGCCCGGCCAGAAAGUCUUGAUUGCAUCUCAAAGUACAUUUUAGAAGUUGAGAUUAGGCUUGCUGAUAUUAAGUCGCUUUUAUUGUUUGGAUCAUCAUUGCUGCCAUUUUGGGUGCAUUCUGAAAAGCAGCUUAAAAUUCUUGAGAGCUUAAUUAAAGAUGAAGCAAGCAAGAUUGCUAACGCUGCCCAAAUUGAUAAAGUCGAGGCGAAUGAUAUCUCUUUAUUCAGGGAAGAGGACAAAUUACAGCGAAGCUCUAGGCAUGAAUCUCAAGUAGAUGGAACUGGAAACAAUGUGUCUUUCUCUACCCUGGAAAAUUCUCAUGUUUCUACCACCAGCGCUGACAUAGUAACAGUAAUCCCAAAGGACCCAGAUGCUAAUGCUUCUUCUGCAAAUUGUGAGCUGGUUUCUUCAUUGGGAUCUCCUACUAAAAAUAUUGAAAGGUUUUCUAGUGAACAAGUCAGAGGGGAUGGUUGUCCUUAUGAGUCAAAGGCUGGGGAAGAUGUUGACAUGGAUGUGGACAUGGAAGUUGAAGAUGCAAAUUCUGCAGGUAAUGAAGCUAUUGGAGAUGUGUCUGGGGCCAAGGAGUUUUCUCAACCAAAGCAACCAAAUCACCCUAAUCCACCUGUAGCUAACACUUCCAUAGUGGUAGAUGAUGCAUUUCCUGCUCCGCCUCCCCAAGAUGAGGAGUGGAUUCCCCCUCCACCACCAGAUAAUGAACUGGUUCCUCCGCCUCCGCCUGAUGACCCACCUGAACCUUUGUAUCAUCUGUCCCAAUCAUAUCCUGCGACUGGACAACCUUCAUAUGCAGAACAAUACAAUAUGUCAUAUCCAAAUACUGGUUAUGAAUAUUAUGGUCAUUCUGUUGUUGAAUUACCAAGUGGUAGCUUUUAUGGACAUGCUGAUGGAAGUCAGGUUGCAAUUCCCCAGGCACCAAUAUACUAUGGUGCUGUUCCUAAUACCUACACUGAAACUGCUCAGGUUAUUGUUAACCCUGCUGAUCCAGUUCCUUAUUAUGAGAUGCAAGAUGGAACUCUACCCCCUGCUCCCGUAGUUAGUUGUGUAGAGGCCCCUCGGUUUCACACUGAAGCUGCUCCAGUUAGCAGUGGAUUUGUUGUCUCCUUUGUUGAAGCAGGCCAAAAUUCUUUGUCAACUACAAGUGGUGAUAAUUCUACUGUUGGUGGUGACACUGAGAGGGCAACCAUGGAUGUCCUUUCCAGCACAGCCACCAUCCAAGCAUCUGCAACGGUUUCAACAAAAGAGGCUGUUCCAGUGCUACAAAAUAAUGCUGGCUCUUCUGCUGCAACUGUUGCCGGAACAUCUGCAGUUACCAAGGUUCAGUCUAAAGUUACACGUAAUAAAAAGCGGACAGUUGCAGUUGCUCCAUCAUUGAGAUCUAAUAAGAAAGUCUCCAGUUUGGUAGACAAGUGGAAGGCAGCAAAAGAGGAGUUGCUUGAGGAUGAGAAGGAACCAGAAAAUGCUUACGAGAUGCUAGAGAGGAAGCGACAAAGGGAAAUAGAGGAAUGGCAUGCACAACAAAUUGCUAGUGGAGAGGCCAAAGAUAAUGCUAAUUUUCAACCACUGGGCGGUGAUUGGCGAGAGCGAGUGAAACGCAGAAGAGCUCAGUUAGCCAGUGAAACUGCACAGACCCAAACUGAGGCACCUAAUGAUGAAAACCAGCAACCUGAUUUAACUGAAAUUUCAAAAGAUCUCCCAUCUGGAUGGCAGGCUUUCUGGGAUGAAUCUUCAAAGCAAGUAUACUAUGGAAAUGUGCUUACUUCGGAAACAACAUGGACAAGACCAUCAAAAUGAGCCAUUUUCCAAUUUUGGAAGAUCUAAUGGGAAACGUUUUUUUGUUUAUUAGCAUGUAGUAACAGCUUAUGUAAAAGAAGCUCAUACAAGAUACAGAACUGGCCUGGCCGUUUGUCAUCUAAAUAUCCAAUUAGAUACUUAAAAAGCCUAGAAGUAGAUCAUCCAACUUGUUUUGAGCUGAAUCCUAUUGUAUCUUUCAUUUUAUUGCCUUGCCAAAAAAAAAAAAAAAAAAAAAAAAAAGAGAAAUGAGAUACGCAGCUUUUUCCUUGUCCAUCUCUUUCUGGUCUAGGAAAAGAAAUGAAACCUUGUGUCGUUAUGACUCAAUAAAAUCCUUCAAGACAUGCCAUUUGUUUUGGUACGCCAUAAAAAAGUAUCAAAACGAGUCUCUGCAUUGUGGUUUUAA
This is a messenger RNA of Ziziphus jujuba (common jujube), 3503 nucleotides long. RefSeq lists its product as uncharacterized. Bases 521 to 3100 code for a protein of 859 amino acids. The transcript is spliced from 10 exons. The record is from RefSeq and is a predicted model, not a curated record. Lineage: Eukaryota; Viridiplantae; Streptophyta; Magnoliopsida; Rosales; Rhamnaceae. Gene Ontology annotation, molecular function: protein binding.